Messenger RNA from Pipistrellus kuhlii (Kuhl's pipistrelle), 2843 nucleotides. RefSeq names its product ubiquitin conjugating enzyme E2 V2 (gene UBE2V2). The transcript is spliced from 6 exons. Gene Ontology annotation, cellular component: nucleus. Lineage: Eukaryota; Metazoa; Chordata; Mammalia; Chiroptera; Vespertilionidae. The record is from RefSeq and is a predicted model, not a curated record. The coding region runs from base 367 to 684 and encodes 105 amino acids. Gene Ontology annotation, biological process: DNA damage tolerance; protein K63-linked ubiquitination.
GACGUCGCCGUGCGUGCGUGCGUGCGUGCGUGCGUGCAGACGGCUGCGUCGGGGUGCAGAGGAAGAUGGCGGUCUCCACAGAAUGUCACAUGAGUUUACUUACCAUUGGUAGACAAGGAGGCAGUACUGCUACAUGCCUUGCUGAAGUGAACUGAGUGGCCCAUCACCAACAGACUUUGAAAGAUGUGAAGUGAUUGGCCACUGAUAGGAUGCUCAACUAUUGCUUACGUAGAGAUUUGUCGACUGAAGAACUAGCAGCAAGGAGUUAAAGUUCCUCGUAAUUUUCGCUUGUUGGAAGAACUUGAAGAAGGACAAAAAGGAGUAGGCGAUGGUACGGUUAGCUGGGGCCUUGAAGAUGAUGAAGAUAUGACACUUACAAGGUGGACAGGCAUGAUUAUUGGGCCACCAAGGACAAAUUAUGAAAACAGAAUAUAUAGCCUGAAAGUAGAAUGUGGACCUAAAUACCCAGAAGCUCCUCCAUCAGUUAGAUUUGUAACCAAAAUUAAUAUGAAUGGAAUAAAUAAUUCCAGUGGAAUGGUAGAUGCACGGAGCAUACCAGUAUUAACAAAAUGGCAAAAUUCAUAUAGCAUUAAAGUUGUACUUCAAGAACUAAGACGUCUAAUGAUGUCCAAAGAAAAUAUGAAGCUUCCACAGCCACCAGAAGGACAAACAUACAACAAUUAAUUUUAGUGGAUAUCAAACUUGUCUUAAAUCAACAAUCUUCUACUCAUGUUAAUGUCUUGAUUAAAUAUCACAAUGCAGAAUACCCACACAUUAAGUAAAAGAAUGCCAGCUGGUAAAUAUAACCUGGACAUUUGUAAGAAUAUAUUUAAUAUAUGUAUACACAUUAUGUUUUCAGGUAACAGGAGAAAAAAAUGCAGCACAAUUUUUUUUAAGGCACUGUCAUUUAAACAUAAACCUGGAGUUUUCAAAACAGAAUUCAGGUUUAGAAGAUGAAAGUAUGGUGAUUUUUACUAAAAAGUAAGAAAUCCCAAGAAGGAAAAAGAAAUGGCAUGCUUUAUCCAUCUUGCUUAGUGAAAGAGCUUCAAUUUAAGUUGUCUAAAGUAUCAGGUACAAGGCAUAUUGUCCCAAAUUGUUUUAAUUUUUGAAGUGGUGUGGGUGCUGACAACCAGUAGUAUAAAAAAUAUGUUCAGGAUUGUUUUCAUAUAUGUAUUUAUAAUAAAAAAAAGUCACGGGGAAGGUCAAUGAAUUUCUGAUAAAAGCUAUUUCUGUGUUACAUGUAAAAGACAUGGUAAAUAUUUGUUUACAGUCUUUGUUUGACAAACCAUGCAUUUAAGUUGAAGUGAAAUCAGCAAAAAGGAAAUAGGUAAAUGGAUGUGAUUUUUGAGAUUAAAGUUAGUCUUAAAAUGUAAAUAAAAUGUGGAUCGUGUUCUCAGAAACUGUGCCAUUUCUAUUAUAUUGAUGUGGUAUAUGGAAAGUACUUUGCUGAGGUAGCAAAGAUUGUAAUUGUAGGUUUUCAUCCAUAUAAAAUUUUUUAUUGUUUAUCAUGUUUUAUAUGCUUGUUGUAAAUUGGAAUUUGCAAAGUGUUUUAGAGAACAAAUUACUUGAUUCGUUUAAUUUCUUUGCAGAAGGAGGAAUCCCAAGUAUUAUAUUUUGACUUUGAUUUCACCAGAAAUAUAUUAAAAAGAUGUUUGAAUUUUUGCAAGUUUUAUAGAAUUAUAGAUUGUUAUUAUCCAAAUAUACAUUCUAUUUUUGAUUCAUAACAUUUUUUUUUUGGAUGAUUUUUUUUUCUCCCAAUGCUUUUAUUCUUGACUGGGAUUAAUUUAUCCAUUCCACUUGUCUUUCACUUUGGGAUCUGUGUAAUUCUGAACUGAUCUGCUUUUUACCAAAGUGAGAAAUUUUAAGUAAUUGUUUUUCAUUUCAAAGCAGUAGGUAUAGUACUUUGUUGAAAGUACUCUUAUGGGUUCACGGCUCAAAAUAGAAAGGUGGUCUGGUAACAAGGACAGAUUUCUUAAACAGGCCCUGACAUGUUUUUGUCAGGUUCAUUCAUAUUUAAAGCUUUGAACUACUUUUCUUAGUCAUUAAUAAUAGUUUGUCUAAGCUUUUUAAUUUCAAUAUGGCUAUUGUAUUUUAAUUAUCAAAAGAUGUUUAAAAUGACAUACAUAGAGACUAUAUAGAAACAAAUUAGUGCAUGUGUAAUUUAUUAAAAUAGGUUUGAAAUGAACUAUUACCUUGGAAUCAUUCUGAAAACUUUUAAAUUGUUAAGUGAGAUUAAGUUGAAUUACACUAAAGUCAUACACAGGAGUCUGAUGGUUACUGAUGGUCUAAGUCAAUCCCUUUAAGAACUUUCCACUUCGAAAAUGUGUCUUAUCAUACAUGAUGCUGACUGCUGUUAAAUUAUUCAUAUAUUGGUGGACUGAGACUCUGGGUACCUUGAUCUUUUGUCCUCUUUCCUUUCUUCAUAUCACUAAUUGUGAAGGGUUUUUUGUUGAUUUUCCCCCUCCAGUAUAUGUUUGAGUUGGCCCUGUAAUGUUUAUUUCCUCUUUUUGUUUGGGGACUGUGGAUCUUUGCUGAAAUCUGCAUGCAAAAGCAAGAUCCAUUUUGCAUGUCACAAUCAAGAUGUACGUGGCAAUCUAAGACACAAGAGUUGAUUAUAGAACUUAAUACUGAAUGACUCUUAAUUGUAGUAACAUUUCUAAGACGACAGUUUUGAAGCUAUUUUUCCUUUGUCUGUUUUGUAAAGGGGCUAAGGUUGUAGGAGUGUGUGGUAUUAAAUGAACUGUAAAAUUGCAUUUGAAAUUUGUUUAAAAAACUAGCAGAUGAGCCCUAGGGGGUGAUCUUAUAUUAAUAAAGAUUACAAAAAUAAAAUUCUUGUCCUUUUA